AUCAAGUCUUGAAGUAGGUAUAAACCAUCAUAUUAAUGUCUCAUCAAAUAUGUAGCUGUCACAAUUUAAUCUGACGAGUGCAGAGAUUUCAGCUAUUCCUCCAUCAACAUUCGGCUCAACUAAUUAAGUUCUUCAUAUUGUUGAACUCUGAAAUAUCCGUAAACGUAUGCAUAGCAUCUUAGAAAAACAAAUUUCGUUUUAAUUCUAUCAAUUAAUUACAAAAUUGUGAUGCAUCUUUCUACCAACACUGAUAAAAUUAUUUUAUUAAUUAUUGGUCUGUAUUUCUGUAAUGUUUCGGCAUUCCAAAAAUGUGCUGUUUUACAACAAUUCACUCACAGUAGCAGUACCAGCAACGAUUACGUUAUUCCAGAUUUAUUUAAAAUACCGGAUUUUGUCCAGGAAUAUUUCCCAGAUGGAAAUUUGGUAUCUUUCGUGAACAAUAACUACAAUUUAAAAAUAAAUUCUGAAUGUAGUCUUUCACUCUGUAAAGAAAAGUACUUUGGUGGGAGCUGUGUUAGUUUUACGCAACAUGCACAAAAUGUGAACAAUUUUGGCAAUAUAUCGUCUGGAAUUUGUGAGUGCAAAAAAGAGAAUUGUGACUGUUCUAUAAUCCCAGUUAGGAAGGAAAGUUGUGCUUAUGCCUUUAUCACGCCGUGCAAUUCUUGUAAUCCAGAAUACGUUGAAAUUAAAGAAGGUUCAUCACCCGUGUUCCAGGAAGCUUUUAAUUCCAACGUAAGAACCAUAAGCGUUCGUGGUGGAUGUGUUUUAAAUACAUUUGACGAAGAAGAUUUCGAAGGGGUGGAGGCAACUUUAGAUAAUGAAUCGGGUGGGGAUCCUCGAACAUGGAAUAACUCUGCUAAAAUAGGUUCAGCAGAAUGUAAAUGCAACUGGUCGAGCCAAUCCACGUUUGAUACAAAUGUCAAAAAUAACAUUUCAAUAAUUCAACUACCAAAUACAGUUCAGGACAUUAUCAGCCUUGGAGAAAGUGAACGUAAUCAUCCGGGAAUUUCUGCGGCACUGAGUUCUAUAAGGAAACGCCGAAGUCCUACCACUGCGUAUAUAUUAUUUCUGGGUUCCUCGGGAUCUGGAAAGUCCACUCUGAUCAACUUGAUGUUUGGCAACCCCACUCUUUCUCCCGUGGGUGGAUCCUCUUCGACCACGUCGGACAUUCGUGAAUUUCGCGUCUCCAUCCCACUUCCAGAGCUCGGUCUAAACAAUACGGAAAUCCACUUGAUUGACACGCCCGGCUUGGGUGAUACACGAGGACUGGAAAAUGAUGGCAAAUUUCUUGCCACUCUGUCAGACUUCUUAUCAAACCACGAUGACCUUCAAUAUUACAUUCCAAAUGUGAUAAUUAUUUGUCACAAAUUCACCGACAACCGUUUCUCUGGGGUUGGUUCCAGUUUUGUAAGAAUGUUACGGGCUCUGAAUUUCGUUUCGGAUAAAAUUACUGACGACACCUACUCAAAUGUUAUCUUUACCUUUACCCAUUUCCUCUCUGAAGUGAGCAUGAAGAAAAAUCCUGACCCAAGACUGGCAGAAUUUUCUCGAGUUAUCUCCGAGUACACCUUGUUCCCCAAACCAAUUGUAGUCACUGUUGCAGAGAACAUGGCUGCAGAACACGGCUUGACAAUGACGCACUACAAUUACUUGCUUCCAAAUGGAGAACUCUUUCCGAAAAAUAUUUAUGACAAAAUAUUCCGAAUUUGUCACAAUUCUAACGAUUCAAUUGGAUUAGCCGUAUUUGAGUCGGCCCUCCAUCAAGGGAUGCUAAAAUACCCUGAACUUUACCUUGGCUCCAAGUUAAACUCUCUAUUACCAAGAAAUGACUCGAAAACUGUCCAUUAUACAAGUAAGCUUACCGCUGCAUUGUUGGAUAUUCAGGACAGUGAAAUUUCUCAACGUUUAGCACAAACAUUUGCGAAUAUGUCGUCAGAAUAUAAAACAGGCUCGGGAAAUACUCUCCCACUAUUACAGAAGGGUUUAAAUAUUCGAAAUCUCCGAAAUUUGAGAGAUCUUCCAAAGACCAAUGUGGACAAGGCUGAGCUGUUUUCAUCUCUAAGACUUAACAAGGCUGGGCUGAUUUUAAUGGAGAAAGCCUUGCAGUUACAACCACCACCUUUUCCUACAACAAAUUCGCAUAGUUUACUUGUCGGAAAUUCUAUGAAUGUGGCGAGAGGAAAUUUCGAACCACUGUACAGUAGAGUCGUACAAAUUCAACCCGCUGACAAUAACAAGGAAUUAAUAGUAGCAUCCGAGUUGGGGUAUACGUUUCCAUCCCAUAUUAAAUAUUCUUACAAUUCCGUACCCCAAAUUGUUCAAACAUUUACGACAUUUGCAAACAUACAGGAUUAUUUUGAGAAACGAGGAGCAACGUUGGGAAUUAAGGAAAAUCUUUCAACAGUUAAGAGUACCGUAGUUCCACAAGGAAUUAAUCUCAUAUCAGAAAGCCGUAUAAAUUAUAACUACACUUUUACAGCUUAUCAAGGAAUCAGGACUUUUAAAUUGGAGCUAAAUCAUCAAAAGCUGAUUUUUGCUCCAAGCUUCGUAAAAGAUGUGAAUAAUCUGACCAAAUUUAAUGAGCAUUCGUACCGAGGGAUGGAAAAGUGGAAAGAUUUUUUUAACAAAUACGGCACUCAUUUGGUCGAUUCUGUCCACGGGGGUGGUCUAAUUACAUUGGAGUUUAAAAAAGAUAUCAAUAAUCCAAAUAUUCCAAGUGUGGAAUCCGUCUUUAAGCUACUAGAUUCUGAACAUGGUACAAAUAAUAGUUCCCUCACAGCUACUGCGGCGCUCAAUAAAGGUUAUCAUGGCCAGCAAAUUAUUGACUUGAAUAGAAUCUCGUUCCAGGAAAAACAACAGAUUUUAAAUUUGUGGAAAAAAUCCUUGCAUUCGAAGCCAACCAUUUUACCACAAAGUGUACAAAUAAUUUCCCUUGGGGAAAUUGUUGGAGCUAAAGUGGAUCGAAGCAUUGGAGACGAGAUUAAUUCUGCUACCAAAAGACUAAUCUCUGGCACUUUGAUUUACAAACCUUCCCCAAGAGAGCAACAAAAUUUACAAAUUUGUCAAAAUAAUUUGGUGGCAGCUAGAAAUUCGUCCGCAAUAAGUAAUCUAGAGGCAGAAAUUGCAUCAGUGAAGAAUAAAAUGGAACUAUACGUUCAAAAACUGCAUAACGACGGAAAACAACACCUUGCUCGAAUAAUUCCUGUAGUAGCUGAAAAGUAUGGUGGAUUAUAUACUUUAAAUUUAUUGACGGAAAAGGUAAAGGAAAGGAACAAAUGUCAGCAGAGGUUCAAAGUUUAGUGCACUUAAUUUUCGAAAAUGUGUGUUUCGUUUCAAAUGUAUAUAUUUACUUUAAAUUCUUGUCCUGCACGAAUGUGUGUUUGUACACAGCUUAAAUUAUUUGAAUAAAUUGUAUGUAUUUACUUGUACAUUGUUUACCGAAUGUGAUACCGUAGACAUAAAGUGACUUUGUUUGUUACUUUGAUAAUAAACAAUCGGAUCAUGAUUAUCCUGUGAUAGAAUUGAUAACAUGUAGACACAAACGUUUUGAUCUUCACAACAGGAAGGGCAAGAUCCAUAUCUAAAACCUCUUCAACUUGACAUUUACUUUAUUCGUGGAAUAUACGCAAGUUGUAAAAAAGAUUAUUUAAUCAACUGCAACUCAAGUAAUACAUAAUGACUGAUGGACAUCUGGAUCACGCUACAGGAUGAGUCAGGUACAUUGUGCAUACGAUUUCGCUGUGUCAAUUGGUAAUUGUCAUUGAGAUAUGAAUGUGCUUAUAACCCAUGCGGAGUCUGAAUAAAAUUGACGCUGAGUGUUUGUCUGGCUGGACGAACAAA
Molecule: messenger RNA, 3840 nt
Organism: Folsomia candida
Lineage: Eukaryota; Metazoa; Arthropoda; Collembola; Entomobryomorpha; Isotomidae
Exons: 5
Coding region: 229-3300 (1023 amino acids)
Molecular function (GO): GTP binding
Source: RefSeq, a predicted model, not a curated record